AGACAGAAUGGUACUUCAGAGCUUCACCUGGGUGACCAUCAUCCUCUGCUUUGUGCAUGUCAGCGCAGUACCCAUUACAUGCGGACUCCAAAGAAGAUUGGUAGACAAAUCCCACAGCCUACUAGAGAGCAUGAGUGGUCUCUUUCCUGUGGAGUGCCUUGAGCAUAAUCUUCCAAUUGCAUUCCCGUCCUCUGCCUUUAAGACCUCUGAGACAGCAGAAAGUGGUGGUGCAGAGAAGGCGGCUUAUGAAACUCUCAAAUUGAUCGACACUCUGUUUGCCAAUGACUCAAUGCCGACCAGCUGGAACAAUCUUGAGGAUUUCCAGGACAUUAUUUACCGUCAGAUUGAGGAGAGCGAAUGCGUGAGUCAAACAGCUAGUGAUUACAAAGACAACUCAAUAUGUUAUAACAGUAUAUUUUUAAAUCUAAUAUUGCUUUCCCGUCUAAACCAGAUUAUGAGCAAAACUCAAUCAUCUGAGGAUUCCCCAGCUAGAAAUGCAACGCUGAAAAUGUACUUUGACAAAAUAGCAACAGUUUUGAAAGAAAAGGAAUCCAGUGAUUGUGCGUGGGAGGUGGUUCGAAAGGAGAUAUUAUACACACUCAAAUUUAUUCUCCAGAGCUCCAGCUACCUUAUUUAGUCAAGAAGCAAUGUAAAAACAGAUCUAUCUAUUUAUUUAUUUAUUGAAUUAUGUAUUUAUUUAUUUAAUUAUGUAUUUACUUAUUUAUCUA
Molecule: messenger RNA, 728 nt
Organism: Clupea harengus (Atlantic herring)
Lineage: Eukaryota; Metazoa; Chordata; Actinopteri; Clupeiformes; Clupeidae
Product: interferon alpha-1-like
Exons: 4
Coding region: 8-637 (209 amino acids)
Biological process (GO): defense response
Cellular component (GO): extracellular region
Molecular function (GO): cytokine receptor binding
Source: RefSeq, a predicted model, not a curated record